Molecule: messenger RNA, 855 nt
Organism: Rotaria sp. Silwood1
Lineage: Eukaryota; Metazoa; Rotifera; Eurotatoria; Philodinida; Philodinidae
Source: the annotation of a GenBank genome assembly
AUGUCUUUCUCAAAUUCAAUUCGUAUUCCUCUAGUCUUGCAAAGUGUUGAUGUAUUCACAUUUGAAGAAUCAUCUCUUUUUGGUUAUGAUUCAUUAAAUAAGUGUCUUGUCGUUCAUUCAUUAAUUGAAUUGAACAAUACGAAUGAUCCACAAUUUGAUUGUUUACAUUUAUCUUCAUCUCCAACAUCUUCUAUUCGACGAUUAAUUUUAAAUCCAGAUGAAACUAUUCUCGCUCUCAUUGACGAUACAACAGCUUAUCUUGUGUAUUUACCACAGCCAAACAGUUCACCAUCAAAAGGUUGUCGUUUGUGUCCUGUAAAUGUUAUUCCUUCAUUACCAUCAAAUUCGACAUUAAUAAAUAAUUCUUUAAUCGAUUUUAUUUGGUUAUCUUCAAUACACAUGAUUAUUCUUUAUUCGAAACCAUCAUCAUCUGAAUGUCAUCUUUAUAAAGUUCGACCAUCAAAACCUGAUGGAAUUGAAUAUCUUCAAAAAUUUGAUGUUGAUUCAUCAUCAGCAAAAGAACAAACAAAUAGUGGAACAACAAAGAAAAGAAUUUCUCUUCGUCAAUCAUCAGAUAUUGUCAAAUUAGAUUUAGUUAAAAGAAGACAAGAUUUAAGAUUAAUUGUUCUUUUUGCUAUGAAAACUAAUGGAGAUAUUUUUAUUAUGGAAACUGAUCAAAAUCAAUUAGUAAAUAAUGAAAAACGAAUGACAUCAGAAUUUGUUGGUCCUAUUUGUAUUCUUCCAUCAACAUAUGAUAAUUAUGGUGCUGAUUAUAGUGAUUCAAAUCUAUUAUGUUUAUCUUGUUCACCAUAUCCAAUAGUUCUAUUUACAUGUGGUAUAAUGUCAAAUAAAUGA